Helianthus annuus (common sunflower) is the source of this 1312-nucleotide messenger RNA. RefSeq names its product ADP-ribosylation factor GTPase-activating protein AGD12. The record is from RefSeq and is a predicted model, not a curated record. Gene Ontology annotation, molecular function: phospholipid binding; GTPase activator activity. NCBI's taxonomy places the organism in Eukaryota, Viridiplantae, Streptophyta, Magnoliopsida, Asterales, Asteraceae. The transcript is spliced from 8 exons. Bases 248 to 1198 code for a protein of 316 amino acids.
CUAUGAUUGCUCUAAAAUUGUUUCAAUUUCGUUUUGAUUAAUCAGAAUUACGUUUGUAUUGAUCAAGUUGGAUUUUCACAUUGACCCUAAAGAACAAAAGGGGUGUUAGAGAUAUAAUACAUUGGCUCCAAAAUUUGUUUUUUUUUUUUUUUUGGUAAUUUCAUUAUUUAUUCUGAAAUUCUAGCAGAGAUCAGUCUGUUUUGAGAAGUGAAAGUUUGGUUGAUGAUUGUGGGCUGCAGGCAGACCAAUGAGUUCUGGUAAAAAAGCAUUAAAAGAUUUACUACAGCAGAGUGAUAAUCGUAAUUGUGCUGAUUGUGGUGCACCCGACCCUAAAUGGGCGUCACCUACCAUUGGAGUGUUUAUAUGCUUGAAAUGUUGUAGUGUGCACAGAAGUCUAGGUCCAAAUGUUUCAAAGGUUUUAUCAGUAACAAUUGAUGAAUGGGCCGAAGAAGAAAUUAACGCCAUGGUUGAAGUCGGAGGAAAUAGUUCUGCAAAUUCAAUUUACGAGGCCCAUGUUCCUAAAGGAGUUAAACCUGGCCCAGAUGCUAGCCUUGAGCACCGUACUAAGUUUAUCAGGUCCAAGUAUGAGUUUCAAGAGUUCUUAAAUACUGGUUUGAAGAUAUCAAAUAAUGCUAAAGGUACGCUUCAAGCAAACCCAUCCAAAAAGAUGAGUUUUCGUGCCCCAAGUUCAAGUUCGGUACCAAAACCUGAAUUACCGGAGGGAGCUAUUGGACAUUUAAAGAUUACAAUUCUUCAAGGCGCAAAUCUUGUUGUUUGCGAUAUGCUUUCGAGUGAUCCUUAUGUUGUUGUUUCUCUAGGAGAUCAGACCGCUCAAACUGCCGUUCAAAACAGCAACUUGAAUCCAAUUUGGAAUGAAGAGCUAAUGCUUUCCGUCCCUAAGGAUUAUGGGCCCGUUAAAGUGCAAGUCUAUGAUUAUGAUACAUUCUCGGCUGAUGAUAUAAUGGGAGAAGCAGAAAUCGACAUUCAGCCAAUGAUGACAUCAGUAAUGGCAUACGGUGAUGCUUCAAUGUUUGGGGACAUGCAGAUAGGAAAGUGGCUGAAAUCACAUGACAAUGCGCUCCUAGAAGAUAGCGUGGUAAAUAUAGUUGAUGGAAAGAUAAAACAAGAGGUUUCACUUCAACUGAAGAAUGUACAAUCUGGGAUAAUAUAUCUUGAAGUAGAGUGGAUACCCCCAUAACGUUAGGUGUGUCCGUUGUGUGUGUGUGUGUAUAGUUCUUUUGUUAUUUCAUUCACAUAAUGUUCUCGGUUGUAUGAAUAACCAAAAAGAAUGACACUCGUGCUCAUUAUUUGA